Miniopterus natalensis is the source of this 1059-nucleotide messenger RNA. RefSeq names its product olfactory receptor family 1 subfamily G member 1 (gene OR1G1). The record is from RefSeq and is a predicted model, not a curated record. Gene Ontology annotation, molecular function: G protein-coupled receptor activity; olfactory receptor activity. Gene Ontology annotation, cellular component: membrane. Gene Ontology annotation, biological process: G protein-coupled receptor signaling pathway. Lineage: Eukaryota; Metazoa; Chordata; Mammalia; Chiroptera; Miniopteridae.
AUGAUUCCACCUCACAUUACAAGAUCCACAUUGGCAUGUUGCAUAAUUUUCAGAGUUCACAAUGCAGGGCUUAACCUCAUUCAGUUAUCCCAACUCUUUGCUUACAGGCAAAUGGGAUGGGAGAACCUGACGAGCGUCUCCGAAUUUUUCCUCCUGGGUCUGCCUUUACAGCCAGAACAACAGGAGGUCGUCUUGGGGCUGUUCCUGUCCAUGUACCUGGUCACAGUGGCGGGCAACCUCCUCAUCAUCCUGGCCAUCACCGCCGACGCUCAACUCCACACUCCUAUGUACUUCUUCCUGGCCAACCUCUCCCUCACCGACGCCUGCUUUGCAUCCACCACGGUCCCCAAGAUGCUGGCAAACAUGUGGAUCCAGAAUCAGGUCAUCUCCUAUGCAGGGUGUCUCUCACAACUAUAUUUUUUUAUGCUGUUUGGGGUGCUCGAGGCGUUCCUCUUAGCAGCCAUGGCCUAUGACCGCUACGUGGCCAUAUGCCACCCACUCCAUUACAUCAUGGUCAUGAGCCCUGGGCUCUGUGUCUUCCUCGUGUCUGCCUCCUGGGUCACGACCGCCCUCAGCUCCCUCCUGCACACACUCUUGAUGAACAGCCUGUCCUUCUGCGGGGACCAUGAGAUCCCACACUUCUUUUGUGACAUCAACCCCCUUCUGAGUCUGUCCUGCACAGACCCCUUCAUCAAUGAGGUGGUGAUCUUCACCGCCGGGGGUCUCACAGGCCUGGUUUGCAUGCUUUGCCUGAUGAUCUCUUACACGUACAUUUUCUCAACCAUCCUGAAGAUCCCCUCAGCUCAGGGGAAGCGGAAAGCCUUUUCUACCUGCAGCUCUCAUCUCUCUGUAGUCUUUCUAUUCUUUGGGACUUCCUUUUGUGUUUAUUUCAGUCCCCCCUCAACCCGCUCGGCACAGAAGGGCGCAGUCGCUUCAGUGAUGUACGCAGUGGUAACUCCGCUGCUGAAUCCCUUUAUCUACAGUCUGAGGAACAGAGACAUCAAGUCUUCCCUGAGAAAGAUAAUUUGGGUUAGGAAAAUUCAUUCUCCUCGGGGAUAG